Molecule: messenger RNA, 2903 nt
Organism: Solea senegalensis (Senegalese sole)
Lineage: Eukaryota; Metazoa; Chordata; Actinopteri; Pleuronectiformes; Soleidae
Gene: shc3
Product: SHC (Src homology 2 domain containing) transforming protein 3
Exons: 12
Coding region: 653-2692 (679 amino acids)
Biological process (GO): intracellular signal transduction; cell surface receptor protein tyrosine kinase signaling pathway
Cellular component (GO): plasma membrane
Molecular function (GO): receptor tyrosine kinase binding
Source: RefSeq, a predicted model, not a curated record
GAUUUGCAGUGUUCAGCAAGCCUUUUGUUGAGAAGGUUUUCUCAGAUCAGUGAGUCAUGCUUUUGCUCUGAGCCGGCAAGCAGGCAGGCAGGCAGCAGUCAGUAGAGAGUAUUUUCUUUUCCUUCACAGUAUUUGCAAUCAGCGACAAGACAGAUCUUUCUGUCUCUUCUCCUACUUUUCUUUUUUUGAAUUUUUGAGGCUACAAAACAGUAGCUGUAUCAGCAUCACCACUGGAAACUAAACAAGCUGCACUAUAACACUGCCAAUCUUUUUUUUUUUUUAAAUCUCUCCAUUCUUUCUUCCUCUGCUUAAGUGUUGUGUUUUCACGGAUUGUGUCUGUAUAUUUGUCAUUUACGGAUUGGAUUGCAGCUCUGGAUUUUACUGAGAGCAGAUUGGACUUUGGUGACAGCAGCAGCAGCAGCAGCAGCAGCAGCAGCAGUCCAACACAACUGCCACUGUAACCUCUGUUGAGAAAAUUACAGUCAGGUGGCCUGUGAUUGCUAAAAGGCGUUUGCUGCCUGUGCCGCUGCUGCUAUGUUACAGGAGAGGGUAAUCAGCGCGGCUCAGCCACGUCUGCCAGCACACUUGUGAAAGAGGCAGGCUGUGCGCGUCGGUUGGUGGAGAGAGGGGAGAGAGCAAGAGAGAGAAGGGUAUGCUUCACCGUACCAAAUACAACCGCUUCAGGAAUGAGUCAGUAACAUCUGUCGAUGAGCUUCUCCACGGCCUGUCCAUGAAUCCCAAGGUCUCGGCUACCCCCCAGCCUGCAGCCGAGACAUCUUACACACCACCGACUGAGGUCCAGCCUGCCUCCACCACCACUGGUUCCAGCACCCCCACCAGCCAUGGGUCUGACCACCUGGAAGAUGGAGGCACCACCCUCUGCACCCUCAUCAACAAGGUGUCCAGCCUGAAAUUCAGCAACUCAGGCAGCUUGCUGGGCAUCAAGGGUUUGCCCUCGGCUGUCAAGGACCUGGCUGUGUCUAAGCUGCAGGGGGGUGGGGGAUCUGGCCCAGGCGGCUCCAGCGGCUCGAGCCCCAGUGCGGCAACAACAACAGCAGCGGCGGCGGCGGCAGCAGCAGCCUCUGGUGUGGGCGGCUCACUGUGCAGCUCAGCCUCUCAUUCAACCCCCUGCUCGCUGCUGGAGUCAGCUGUCAGCAUGAGUAAAAAGAGCAGGCUGGAUGAGUUUCAGCCUGCAGGAGAGGAAUGGAAUCCUGGUGGAGGUGGUGGACUGGUCAGCAAACCCUCCAGAGGAUGGCUACACUCGAGUGACAAGAUCUCUGGUCCAGGAGUGACAUACAUUGUCAAGUACCUGGGCUGUAUAGAGGUUCUUCGGUCAAUGAGAUCACUGGAUUUCACCACAAGAUCACAAAUAACAAGGGAAGCCAUCAGCCUGGUGUGUGAGGCUGUUCCAGGGACCAAAGGAGCUCUGCGGAAGAGAAAGCCACCAUCCAAAGCUCUGUCCAGUAUCCUGGGCAAGAGCAACCUGCAGUUCGCUGGCAUGUCCAUCAACCUAAACAUUUCCACCAGUAGCCUCAACCUGAUGACGCCUGACUGCAAACAGAUCAUUGCCAACCAUCACAUGCAGUCCAUCUCCUUUGCAUCCGGCGGAGACCCCGACACGACAGAUUAUGUUGCCUAUGUAGCAAAGGACCCUGUUAACAGAAGAGCAUGUCACAUUCUGGAGUGCUCCGACGGUCUGGCCCAGGACGUCAUCAGUACCAUCGGUCAGGCCUUUGACCUCCGCUUUCAGCAGUACCUGCAGUGUCCCCCGAGCAAGCCGCCCUCCACACACGACAGGGUAUUAAAUAUGGAGGAGCUGCCGUGGACAGAAGAAGAGGAGGAGUCAGCAGAACAUCCGUACUAUAACAACAUCCCCGGGAAGAUGCCACCACCCGGAGGCUUCAUCGACACCAGGCUGACCAAUCACAACGCAGCAACUGAUGGUUGCCAGAUGGGUCCAGGGUCUGUAGAUCAGACAUAUUACCAAGGACGGCAUUGUGGAGAAAACUGGGGUGAUGAAAGAAAGCCCAUAUUCAUACAACAGGGCUCGUUUGAUAUAAGCAGUCUGCCUGAGAGCAAAGGCCCAGCGCCAAAAGCAGCGGAGAUGCCCAUGUAUGUGAACACCCAGCAGAUCGACGCCCAGGUCCUCGCAGCCCUUCAGGCAGAAGCAGAACAUGUGACAAAGGGUAUGGCAGCUGCAGCCAAAGAGAGCCCACAGAAGGACCUGUUUGACAUGAAGCCCUUUGAGGAUGCAAUUCAGUCUCAGUCCCAUCCACCGGGCCAGGGUCCAGUCCAGGUCCAAAUGUCUGGUCUUCACAAGACGGCGUCCGUGGACAACUCCAGCCCUCUUCUCGUGCGCUCGCUGGCCUUCCGGGCGCAGGAGGAGCUCGAGGGCCAGACGUGGUAUCAUGGCAAAAUGAGCCGCCGCGAGGCCGAGAAAUUGCUGAAAGAAGACGGGGACUUCCUGGUGCGCAAGAGCACGACCAACCCAGGGUCCUAUGUACUGACAGGCAUGCACAAUGGACUUGCCAAACACCUGCUACUAGUGGACCCUGAGGGCACGGUACGGACAAAAGAUCAUGUAUUUGACAGCAUUAGCCACCUUAUCGGACAUCACCGUGACAACAAUCUGCCGAUUGUGUCAGCCGGGAGUGAACUGUGUCUCCUGCAGCCAGUUGGAAGAAAACAGUGAUGCUUGAUGUGAAAGGCCGACGGUGAACAGGAAGCUCCGAACAGUCUCUCCUACAUCCUGAAACUUGAAGAUGAAACAAUGAACAGAAGAUGCUUAAAGGAUCUAUGCGCCGACAGUGUUUGUGUGUGUGUGUGUGUGUGUGUGGGGGGGGCGCGCUGGAAAACCACGCAAGAUCCGUUUGAGAUAAAAGAAAUGAUUUAUAGAACUGUUA